UCUGCGCCCCCCACUCUCUCCCACUCCCUCUAUUAUCUCUCCACCUUUUCAAACACCACUUCUUCAUUACAUACAUACUUAGUCUAACUGUCAUGCUACUUUUGUCACCUUUUGUCUUCUCAAAUCAUUCACUUUCACUACUUAUAACCAUUCCAAUAAUACUAUCAUGUAAGCCAAAUUUUCAGUCUCAUCUUUGUUUAUUCUCAUCCAAAGGGCUUGUAUAUAGCCAACUCUACCGGCUUUACUAGCUCCAAAGCAAAGAGAACCCCAAGAAUUUCUCUGAGAUUUUAGACAUGUUUGACAUCUUGUUCGGGUGGCGAAAAGCUUCAAAAUGCAAGAAACUGAUUAAACGAGUUCAGUGCCGGCUAAAGGGUCUGAAGAAUAAGAGGAAUUCAAUUGUGAGGCAAAUACGUGGAGACGUGGCUCAACUGAUCAAAACUGGGCAUGAACAAAUUGCCUUCACCCGGGUUGAGCAGCUCAUUAAAGAUGAAAGCAUAGUGGCAUUGUAUGAAUUGUUGGACCAUUUCUGUGAAUCAAUCCUCGUAAAUCUUUCUUAUAUCCGAAAACACAAGGACCGUCCGAAUGAUAUUAAUGAAGCAGUUUCAAGUCUUAUAUAUGCCUCUGCAAGAUGUGGGGAUCUACCUGAGCUUCUGGUGAUCCGGAAACUCUUUGGAGAGCGGUAUGGUCAGAAAUUUGCAUUGACUGCUGUUGAACUACUUCCUGGGAAUCUUGUGAAUCGUGAGAUAAUAGAGAAACUCUCCCAAAAGUCCGUACCAGAAGAUGUAAAGCAUAGAUUGAUCGAUGAAAUAGCUAGGGAUUACAACCUAAAACCAGAGGUUUUAGCACUUGAAUACUAUCCUGAAUGGAAACAAGAGCAGGUGAAAGAAAAUAGUGGACAUCAAGUAUUGGAUACAGAUGUUAAAGCUUAUUGUGAUGCAACCAACGGAUCUGAAAUGCAAGCUUCAAGUGUUGAAGAGAUAGAAAGAAAAGUCAUAUAUGUUGAUUCAUUAUCAACGAGCAAUAAAAUUUUGACAGAACCGUGCAACUCUCUCAGUCACCAAGAUUCUGAUAUGAGUAUUGCUUUUACUAGUUCCAUUGUUCACUCUGCAAACUCCUCUAUUGUUCAUCAAUCAUCCUCAGGUGUAGUGGAAUCUUCUGUGAAUAACAAAGCACAUGUAGUAGAAAUUUCCAAACUGAAUUCUCCAUACAAAUACAAAAUUUCUGGUUUGGAGCAUGAGGAAGUGAGGAAGACUCGAGCAUCUUCUUCAGAAAGUUUGCCUCAGUUUCCUGAGGAAACAGUAGUUUAUCUUGAUGACAUAGAUGAGUUUCAGUCUUUGACUAAAAACAAUAGAGCUUUCCCAGACCAAAGAAUAUUUAAGUUCAAAUCAUCUGUCCUGCCUAAGAGUGAAAAAAUUGAGGGCAGUGGUGAUGAAAGUAAUAUGAAUCAUUAUGAAUCAUGGAGUGAGAAGUCUGGCUCAAGGAGCUCUAGAAAGAGAGGGAAGGCAUCAGGGAAAAGAUUGAGGAGGAGAUCAAUGUCAUGGGAAAGUCAAAGUGUUAAAGAUAUUGAUUGUCUCUUAUAUUAUGGCAAUCUGCGCAAGAGUUCUCCAACUCAUCACCAAAUGAAGCAUCAUAAGCAGAAUCCUGGAGUAGGAAGGCAACAAUCAUAUUAUUCUCAGAAGAGAUUCAAGAAACCUUGUUGUUUGGAUUUAGGAAGUGACUUCGAGUCGUGUAACUGCAGCCUGAGACACCCAAUUUUUUAUUUUUGUACCUAUGAUGAUGAAGAGAACGGGGAAGUUUUGCCGUGGAAGCCAAAGAGAGGGAGUACAACUUUGGUAAGCUUCCCAACUCAUGGUCCUGAACAAGAGCUUGUGUGUAAUGAAUGCUACCAUCACCACUGGUCCUGGAAUAGAGAGCUAGAUAAGGAAAUGGAACGGAAUACCUUCACCAAGAAACCUAGGAGAAGAAGAAUUUAUGACAGUGGUGCUGCUGUGUAUGAUGUUUUCACCUACCCAGAUUUCCAGCCUAAUAAGCAGAACGAGGAAAUGAAAGGCAAAGCAGACAGGUCUUAUUCACCAAGCAGCUGUGUUUCUUCCAACAUUUCCAGUCAAAGGGUGACUAGUUCUUUUACAAGAAAAGUAACUCUGCCCCCUUACUUCAGAGCUGAGACAAUGCCCCCAGAACGGCUUAAAGAAGCUUGCAAUGAAACUAUACUAAGGUCCAAUUCUUGCCCUUUCCAACAUCCCAAUCAUGUUCAUCCCAAAUUGCCUAACUGUGAUGAUAUAGAAGCUAAAUUCAGGGCUCUUAAGAAAGAGCUUGUACAAAAUAAGGGCUGUGGCAGAAACAAACAACUCGUGUAACAUACAAAGCUAUCUGCAUUUUAUAGCACUAGGCACUAGCUCCUGUGACAUUUCUGGUUAUCUGUUUGAAAAGCUCCUCAUUGAAUUUUCUCAUGUAACAUGUUUUCAUUACUACCUUUUAUAGUUAUUUGUUAAUUGUGGUUAGCAUGUAUAUACAAUUUGGAAAUAGUACAAAGUUGUCCUUGAUUAGUA
This is a messenger RNA of Quercus lobata, 2549 nucleotides long. RefSeq lists its product as uncharacterized. The record is from RefSeq and is a predicted model, not a curated record. Gene Ontology annotation, biological process: protein transport. NCBI's taxonomy places the organism in Eukaryota, Viridiplantae, Streptophyta, Magnoliopsida, Fagales, Fagaceae. Bases 294 to 2357 code for a protein of 687 amino acids. The transcript is spliced from 6 exons.